AUGGAUAUCCGUUACCGGUUGAGAUGUUUAAACGAAUCAUCUGGUGAUGCUGCUGCUGUUGAUGCGUUGGCAGUGGUGCGUAAGCAAGAAAAAACAAAAACAACCAUGGUGAACGCCCGACGAGCUGCCAUGAGCAAGAAAAAGAAUAAAAAUGCUGAGUUACCACUGGAUCAAUGCGUGUCGGAGGUGCACAAGUGUCUGCGAGAAAGACUGUGCCAUGGGGCGCUCACCGGCAUCCCGUUGUACAUGGAGCCCCAACGCAAGCACUUGCUGGAGAUGCUCAAACGAACGGCCACACAGGGGGAAGGCAAUUCCGUGCUGGUGGUCGGCUCCCGUGGCUCGGGAAAAUCCAUGCUUCUGAAAGGCGUGCUGAAGGAGCUGCUGGAAAACAACUCCAUCCGAGAGAACCUCAUGCAGGUUCAUCUGAACGGCCUCCUGCAGAAGGACGACCGCAUUUCACUCGAGGAAAUCACGCGGCAGCUUCAGCUGGAGAACACAGUCGGGGACAAAGUGUUUGGGAGUUUUGCGGAGAAUCUCACCUUUUUGCUGACAGCAUUAAAAAGCGGCGAGCGGAGCAGUACUCGCCCCGUACUGUUUGUGCUGGAGGAGUUCGAUCUGUUCGUCCAGCACAAGAACCAGGCACUCCUCUACAACCUGUUCGACGUGGCAAAGUCUGCCCAGACGCCCAUUGCUGUAGUGGGACUCACAUGCCGCUUGGAUGUGCUGGAGCUGCUGGAGAAGCGUGUGAAGUCGCGCUUCUCCCAUCGGCAGAUCCACGUCUUCCCCUGCCCCAAGUUUGACGACUACGUCGCCGCGUUCUGCCAGACGCUUACGCUGCCGCAGGCCUUUCCGGACGUCGCUUUCGCCAAAAGUUGGAACGACAGCGUCCAGCACGAUGAGAAAAUUGCGGCCGACAUAUGGGCGCAGUGCAGCGCUCUGGGACUAACAACCAACCGAGGGAAUUAUGAUGCAGCACACAAGCCCUGGAGAUGCGGGGAGAUCUCCAGGUAUUUCCUGGGGGACCGCAUACGGAUCAAACUGGUCUCCCCGACAUACCUAAUAUCGGAAGCCAAGUAG
This is a messenger RNA of Callorhinchus milii (elephant shark), 1077 nucleotides long. Its product is annotated as origin recognition complex subunit 4-like. The transcript is spliced from 12 exons. Gene Ontology annotation, biological process: DNA replication; DNA replication initiation. Gene Ontology annotation, cellular component: nucleus; nuclear origin of replication recognition complex. The record is from RefSeq and is a predicted model, not a curated record. Gene Ontology annotation, molecular function: DNA replication origin binding. The coding region runs from base 1 to 1077 and encodes 358 amino acids. NCBI's taxonomy places the organism in Eukaryota, Metazoa, Chordata, Chondrichthyes, Chimaeriformes, Callorhinchidae.